This is a messenger RNA of Durusdinium trenchii, 924 nucleotides long. NCBI's taxonomy places the organism in Eukaryota, Dinophyceae, Suessiales, Symbiodiniaceae. The record is from the annotation of a GenBank genome assembly.
AUGGAUGUGGCAGGGCUUUUGUCCUCAGAGCCUUUGGCCAGUUUGGAUCCUGCAGUCCGAAGCUUCUUGGCCGAGUCUUUGGCAGAUGCCUCCACAGUCUCCGAGACAGCGGAGCUGUUGGCGCCCUUCCUUGCCGACGCUGAGCUCGGGGACGAGAAGGAGACUUUAGCUCUUUGCAAGCGCUUUGCCAAAGCUGAAAGCGCUGCAGCCACCGGUGGUUACGCAAAACGGCUCAGUGGCAAGGUUGCCCAACUGUGUGAGGAACCAGACUUGGUCGAGGAAAGCUGGCCUGAAACCACGCCUGCGCCGUCUGCGCCGUCCAAGACGAGUGCGAAGGGGCGAAGCGUGGCACUCCGCAAGGCGGACAGAGCAGCACUGGAAAAGGCUGCAAUGGCUUCAGGAGCUCGCUUGGAACUGGUGGAAGCUGAUAGCACUUCCAUCGCCAAAGCCUUCCGUGCCUGCGUGGAGCUGCGACCAUGGAUCGAGGAAGAUGCCGAACGUUUGGACAUGCUCGGCGCAUCCUUUCUGGCGUACGCGGACGAGCACUGCGACGAAAAGCUUCCCAGGUGGGCACGACUCUUGCAGGACCUGUUGGACGAAGCUGGUGUAUCUGGAAGUCUGGAUGAGGAUGAGGAUCUGUCCGCUUUGGCCACAAAAGCUGUCACACAGCUCGUGAAAAGUGGUCUUCUGCAAGCGAAGAAGAAGACCUGUGAGGCUGGAGAUCCUGUCUGGGCAUUCUUGCCGGAGGACGAGGACUGGCAUCCAGCAGUUGUGGAGUCAAUCCUUGAUGAUGGACGUUUGAAAUUGAUUUUUAUUGAGUAUGGAAAGCCACAAGAAGCUGGGCCCGAUGAAGUCCGGGCCAUGGAAGAUGUGGCGGACGAGGGUGAAGAAGGGGAAGGCGAGCCUUCUGUGAGCGAGACCUGA